ACCAACAUAACUUGGCUUAGCCUGUCCGGCAACAACCUGCGCACGGUGCCCUCGUCCAUCGGCCAACUCGUGAAUCUGAUUUUCCUGGACCUGAGUCGCAACAGCCUCCGCAGUGCAGCCGCCGUCGCUGCCAACGCCACCGUUGCCUUGACACCGGCCCCGGCAACGGCCAGCUGCGCUGGACGUCUCGGACGCCGCGUCUCACAAGGCAGCUCUCUCACCUCCCGGCCGGGCAGCAGCAACCACAGCAGCGGAGGGUCGGCUGGAGGCAGAGAUGACUGGUUUCCCUCGGUGGCUCCGGCACAUGGGGCCCAUGUCGAGGGUGGCGAAGGGAGCCCCACCAGCCAACCACUGCCGGACGAGAUGGCGGCACUCACGCGACUGGAGGAGCUCAACCUGGCCGAGUGUUCGCUCUACAGCCUGCCUCCGGUCAUCUUUAACAUCACUAGCCUGCGCCGACUCAACCUCAGCCAGAACCACUUUAAAGAGCUUCCGGAAGAGGUGAGUCUAGCCCGUCUCCCUUACUCCGGCCGAAUAGAGUGUCCGGGACUCGAACGCUGGGACUGUUUCACUCGAUCACUUCGCUUGGAAACAGUUUUGAUAGCUAUUCGACAGGCUGCUUCAAUGUGGCCACUCGUUUUCCUCGGCUCGACAAGUGUCGCCCUCCUCCUGUCCCCUCGAAUUGGGCCAAGCCUCAAAGUACCGCUGAGCGACGGAGGAUUUUACUGUUCGAAGGCGGUCGAACACUCGUUUAGUCAGUUGCCAGCCGGCCUCGUCGCUCUUCACCUUCUGUUGUCCUCUUGCUUUCAUUGCAUGUAA
Molecule: messenger RNA, 819 nt
Organism: Protopolystoma xenopodis
Lineage: Eukaryota; Metazoa; Platyhelminthes; Monogenea; Polystomatidea; Polystomatidae
Source: the annotation of a GenBank genome assembly